This is a messenger RNA of Kalmanozyma brasiliensis GHG001, 1668 nucleotides long. Its product is annotated as Amino acid permease/ SLC12A domain protein. The transcript has a single exon. Gene Ontology annotation, cellular component: membrane. Lineage: Eukaryota; Fungi; Basidiomycota; Ustilaginomycetes; Ustilaginales. Gene Ontology annotation, biological process: amino acid transmembrane transport. Gene Ontology annotation, molecular function: amino acid transmembrane transporter activity. The record is from RefSeq and is a predicted model, not a curated record. Bases 1 to 1668 code for a protein of 555 amino acids.
AUGGAGGCCGAACACAACAGCAAGCUUCGAUCCGAAGAGGACGGUGGCUCGGUGGACAAGGCAAUCCACGCCACCGCAGAUGGCCACGCCGAUGUGGUCUCCGCCACCGAGCGGGCGCACCUCAAGCAAGGACUGGAGCAGCGUCAUCUCUCGAUGAUUGCGCUCGCCGGCUCCAUUGGUACAGGUCUCUUCCUUUCGCUCGGCGGGUCGAUCCAGACGGGCGGGCCCUUGGGCGCACUGCUAGGCUACGCGGUCGUUGGAGCCAUUGUCUGCGCCGUGCAGUUCGCACUGGGCGAAGUGUCGGCUCUCCUGCCUGUGACAGGCUCCUUCGUUCGACAUGCCGACUAUCUCAUCGACCCCGCGUGGGGCUUCGCCGUCGGCUGGAACCUGGUAUACGGCAACGUCCUUUCCAUCCCAUCAGAGAUCUCUGCUAUCUGCGUCCUGUUCCAAUUCUGGACCGACAUCAACUCGUCGCUAUGGAUCAUGAUCUUCAUCGCCCUCACCUUUGCCAUCGGUGUCGUCUUUGUUCGAGCCUAUGGCGAGGUCGAAUUCGCCUUUGCUUCGCUCAAGCUGCUCACCAUUAUUUUCCUCAUCAUUUUCGGCCUCGUCACCAACCUCGGCGGCAUCCCUGGCGUCGAACGCAUCGGCUUCCGAUACUGGAAUACGCCUGGACCCUUCGUCGAAUACAUCGGAACCGGCCCAUGGGGCCGCCUCCUCGGAUUCUGGUCUGUCAUGACCUCAGCGGUUUACAGUUUUGCAGGCUGUGAAAGUCUCGCCAUGGCCGCGGCCGAGACGAGGAACCCCGGCCGCACCAUCCCGAGGGCGUGCAAGAGGGUGUUCUUCCGCAUCGUGCUUUUCUACAUGCUUGCGGUGCUCGUCGUCGGAAUGCUGGUCGCCUCGGAUGACGAUCGACUCAACGACUACUCGGGCACGGCUGCGCAGUCGCCAUUCGUCAUCGCGGUUUCCGCAGCGGGCUACUCUGCUGUCGGCUCGGUGAUCAACGCCAUUGUCAUCACGUCGGCAUGGUCUUCCUCGAAUCAGGCCUUGCUGUCGGGCACGCGAGUCCUGUACGCUCUCGCGCUGAAGCGUCAAGCGCCUCGCUUCUUCCUUCGCACGACUUCGUGGGGUAUUCCGAUCUACUGCGUCCUCUUCUUCACGGCGUUCAUGUUCCUCAGCUUCAUGACGCUGUCGUCGGGCGCGCUGACCGUCUUCUACUGGUUUGUCAGCCUGACUGCCGCGGGUACACUGGUCUCGUGGUCGACUGUGCUGCUGAACCACAUCCGGCUCAAGACUGCGCUGCGCCGACAGAGCAUCUCGGCGUCUGAGCUCCCGUGGAACAACGGCUGGACGCUGUACUCGAGCUACGUCGCGCUGGUCAUGUGCUUGGUGAUCCUAUUCACCGGCGGAUUCAGCGUGUUCACUGCUGGCAGGUGGAACGCCAACAGCUUUGUCUCGAGCUACCUCGACAUUCCGCUCGUUAUCGCGUUCUUCGUCGGCUGGAAGGUGAUCAAGAAGACCAAGUGGGUCAAGCUGGAGGACCUGCCGUUGCGAGAGGCGAUCGAGCAGGCCAGGGAGCGAGCUCAGCAGGCCGAGAUGGAGCAGGAGGCUGAAGAUGCGCUGAAGGGAGACAGGCGCUGGCUGAAGUUUAUCAGCUGGAUCUGGGACUGA